Anguilla anguilla (European eel) is the source of this 1888-nucleotide messenger RNA. Its product is annotated as zinc finger protein 551-like. Gene Ontology annotation, biological process: regulation of transcription by RNA polymerase II. The transcript is spliced from 2 exons. Bases 645 to 1793 code for a protein of 382 amino acids. Lineage: Eukaryota; Metazoa; Chordata; Actinopteri; Anguilliformes; Anguillidae. Gene Ontology annotation, molecular function: DNA-binding transcription factor activity; RNA polymerase II cis-regulatory region sequence-specific DNA binding. The record is from RefSeq and is a predicted model, not a curated record.
GUAAGGAAUUGUGGGACGGCACUAUCUCCUUUCCUUUCGUAAAGGACGGUCCAGUGCGCCCUAUGCCAAAGGAGAUAAGAUAGGAAGCAUUGAAGCACCUUUCCUUAGCAUUUAGAGAAUUCGAACAGCUCUUAUCAUGGCUGCCACUUAGAUACUUCCGGGUCAUUACACUCAGUUAGGAACCUUUCUAAGCGAAAAAGACCAUUCGGACGCAGCCUAUGUUCGAGCCGAUUCAAAUGUUAAGCUCGACGGAAGUGACGACAAUAACAAACGACAACGUUACAGGGCGGGCUAUAUUCGCCUGAUUUACAUUCAUGGCUUCAUUAAAUAAUGCAUUUUGUAUACUUUUCUAUAUGUGACAAAUAUGCAAGGAAUGGACGCGAAUUUCAAAGGGCUGAAAGCAGACCGUCUGUGUUGGUAAAUAAAUACAUUGGCUGGGGACAGGAUCCUGUUGAGCUCCAGUGUUAGCAGUAGGACAAGCUUCAUUCUGAGCCAGGAAGCCUCACUGACGAUCAGAGGAGCUGUAAAUCUGAGGCACAGAGACCGUGGGAAUUACAGCACCAGUCAACACUCCAGACAUGUCUCUUCAGGCUGCAGCACACACCAUGGCUACAUACCAUCCUGCAUGAAAAGCCACUAGGACUAUGACAACGUACACUCUGGAUCAUUUUAAGAUGGAGUCUUUUAACUCAGCUGGAGAGCACUCUUUAUCCUCUUUGAAAUCAGUCAGAAUCACCGAUGGGAACAGCAGAAUCAGAUGGAGGAGCACUAAAAAUGAAAACAUUAACCUUCUCAACACUGCAGACUCACACUUUGAAACUUCUCUAAAGUCUGUCCAAACUAAAACUGAGACCGAUGAACCUGACCAUGUUAAUCAGGAGCAGAAUGUGCACACUACUGUUAAAACUAAGCCUGAGAAACAUAUUCAAAUUCAUUCACAAGAAAUCACCAGACACAAUGGAAAUCUUGGAAAUUCAACAAGAAACACACUGCAGACUGAAUUGGUGAGUGGUUUUGCUGAAUUUCAAAAUGAAACAGACAAGGAACUGAAUGACUGUAGUGCUCUUAGAAAGAGGUCAGGUCUGCAGAUUGAUGGAAUUUUGAGUGAGGGAUUAAACCCGAAGACUCGCUGUGAAAUUGACCUGGAUGAGAAACCUUUUAUCUGCAAAGACAGUGGGAAACAUUUACGAAGUUCUGAGGUCACAGAAAGACAGAAAGGCAUUCACACAGGAGAGAAGUCAUAUUCAUGCAGACUGUAUUCUUGCCCAGACUGUGGAAAGAUCUUCAGGAAAUCUGGAAAUCUCAAAAGACAUCAGCUGAUUCACCAGCGAACCCACCCAAAAGUAAACACAGGGCAGGAGCCAUAUUCCUGCUCAGACUGUGGAAAAAGUUUCUGCCAUUUGGGAAAUUUAAAACAGCAUCUGCUAACUCACACGGAUGAGUCAUACUCUUGCACAGUGUGUGGGAAAAUCUUCUUUCGCUUAGGGACCUUAGAACGACAUCAGUUGCUUCACACAGGUGAGAGACUAUACACCUGCAGUGAGUGUGGGAAGAGCUUCACGCACUUGGGAAGCUUACACACUCACCAGAGAAUUCACAAAGGAGGAAAAACAUAUAUAUGUACAGAAUGUGGACAGAGGUUCUAUCGGUUAGGAAGUUUUAAAGAACAUCAGCGAAUUCACACAGUUGAGAAAGAAUACACCUGCAUUAUUUGUGGUGAUAUUUUUAAUCACUUGGGGCACUUUAAACAGCAUGAGCAAGUUCACACCAAAGAAACAUUACUCAUGCCCUGAAUUUAUCCUUGAUCUAUAGAUGCUUUUGGUGAAUUAUGUUCUAUUGAACGACAGCAUUGUAACUAGCCUAAUAAAUAGAACAUAUGGUGAAACAC